GUUGCUGUUUUGAGAUAUCAAAAAAUGAGUUUGACCCUAUCCUUGUUCUGAUUCGGUUAAAGAUUUUGCAUUUAUAUUAAAAAGAUUCUGUUCUAGAUUUUCCGGAAAACACAGACACAUUAUUAGAGAGAGAGUAGCUAGCGAGCUUUUCUUUAUUUUUCUUUUCAAUUAAAUGGAAGAUGAUCAUAAUACAAAAGUAGCUCAAGAGCUUCAAAAACAAACCUAUAGUAGCGAUGGUAACGGGAAUGGUAGCGGCGGUGGAGGAGGCGGCGGCGGUGGUAGACCUUCGAAGAAGCCAAAGCAGAAAAAGGUGCCACAGAGAGGACUUGGUGUGGCACAGCUUGAGAAGAUAAGAAUGGAAGAACUGCAGAAGAAGAAUGCUGUUACCAUUCUAUCACCACAACAAGAUUCAGUUGCAUCAACAAAACCCACAUGUAUGCAUCUACCGAUCCAAAACUUUCAUCACUCCAGUCAACCUCCUCCUAGAUCACAAGCUGAAUUUAGGCCUAUGUCACUCAAACAGAUGUUGGAUGCUAAGGUUCCGGGCACCGGUACUGUUCCAUUGACACACAAUUCAGGAUUUGAGGAGGAGAGGUUUUGGGUUGAUCCUGCAGCUAUGCAGUUUCUACCAAGCUUUCCUUUUGAAUCCAAUCCUGUUUGGCCUUUGCCUUAUUUGGGGCAGAAAGCACCACAAUUUCAUCAUCAAUUGACUUCCAUGGUUAAUGUCUCGACACCACCAAUGCCUCAUUACUCAAGAGAGCCCCCUUCAAACCAAAAUUGUAAUGAUAACGGCCUGUUCGCAAGGCAGGCCGAGAAGAUUGUUGGCGUGAAGAGGUCUUACCCCUUCUGCCUGGAUGCUCCUCCUGUGCCUGCUUACAAUUAUAAGUUGCAUCCAUUUGCCGAGACGCAAACGAAUGCCACAACUUUGUGUAAUAGUGGAUUCAAUAAUGAUGCUAGCAAUUCAACUCUCAGGGAACUGCCAUCAUGUUCUGCUUCCAACUCAGAGCUAAACUCAAGGAAAAGAAACAAAGAAAAUGAGAAUUUCGUUGGAGAUUUUCUAACAUUGGCUUCUCCUACUUCUACUUCAUCCCCGCCUUCAAAGACGAAGCCUUUUUCGGCUUUCCUAGCGAUUCCCAAUAAGGACAAUCCUGAAUCUGAAUCACCAUCUUUUCAGGAUACUAUAGAAGAUCAAGUUCCUCAAGUGCAAGCAUUCAACCGCUUCAAUCAACAGAAGCAACCUUUUUAUUAUUUCUUCCCUCCGGUGGCCGAUGAGCUGCAAAUCGGACUUUCAGCAGCUAGAACUCAGAAUGUUAAUGAAGCUAAAGAAAACGUUGAUCUUAAUUUGAAACUUGGAAAAUAGAAGAUCAAGUUCCAUCCCCCUAAUUCAUAUGUAUUAUCAUCAAACUUUUAGGCCCGUUGACAGUUGUUCCUCACUAUGAAACUUUUCAUAGUCAUAUCUUAGGUUAAAUUUUUUGCAAAGUGGGUAGAUGUUUCUAUGUUUGCACAUGUAAAAGUUUGAGACUGAAAAGGACUUGAAAUAUUGGCCAUGUGUAGAUAGAGAUGUUGCAUUGCUUUGUUUCUUUAGAGACUUGAUUUGAUCUGG
Arachis ipaensis is the source of this 1603-nucleotide messenger RNA. RefSeq lists its product as uncharacterized. Lineage: Eukaryota; Viridiplantae; Streptophyta; Magnoliopsida; Fabales; Fabaceae. Gene Ontology annotation, molecular function: DNA-binding transcription factor activity. The record is from RefSeq and is a predicted model, not a curated record.